AUGGGGUCCGCGGAGGAGGCGGGGGGGCGGCAGGUGGACCUCCGCCGAGCGGCGUCGGCGGGCGUGCUGCAGGCGGAGGACCGCGCGCACGCCGCGGCGGACGCGCUGCAGCAGCACCGCGCGGACCAGCAGCAGCAGCAGCCGGCGGCGCGCGCGCUGCCGGGGUGGUCGACGCGGUUGAUCGACUACUUCGUGGUGUGCGGGCUGGGCGCGGAGGUGCGCACCAUGGACGGGCAGCGCGGCUUCCACGGCGUCACGGCGCGCGACGGCGACCCCAUGCUGUACCAGCCGCAGAUGACGCCGCUCGACUUCUACCCGCCCAAGGAGCACAAGAAAUUCGGCGUCCCCGAGGGGCUCCCCAUGGUGCGCCGCUCCGCGCGCCCUCCGCCUGCCCAUGUUGCGCGCCCAACCCUCCCCGCGCGGUUCACCACUCCACUCUCCCACUCUUCGCCACCCUUCAUUCCCCUCGCCUCUCACCCCAUCUUCGGCCGUCCGCAUGCGAUGGCUUCCUGUGGUUCUCCUCCUCGUGUCUCGCCCACUCCCUCUUCUCUCGCUCCCCGCCUGCCUCCCACUCUACAAUUCUUGCUAUUACUCCCUCCCUCCCUCCCUCCCUCCCUCCCUCCCUCCCUCCCUCCCUCCCUCCCUCCCUCCCUCCUUCCCGCACUCGCUCCCUCCCUCCCUCUCUCCCUCCCCCUCUCACCUCUUUCCUCGCUCCUUCCCUUCGAGCUUUUCCCUGUGGUGAUGCCGCGGGGGCUGCGCUUCUACGAGAGAGGGCCGUUCUCGGGCGACAAGAGCACUCAGCCGCGCUCCUACCCCAUGGUCAUCACAGACACGGUGGGGACGAAGGUGUAUGUGACGGUGGUGGCGUUCCGCGACCCGGUGGAGGAGGACGUGGCGGAGGCGUGGGGCAUCCCCGCCUCGCACUACGUGGACAAGUGCCUGUGCCUCGUCAGCCACUGGCCCUUCUUCCACACCUUCACCCAGGCGCUCGAGGAGAUCCACCGCAUGUGCUUCUGCACCGCCGGCUGCACGCAGCCGGUGUGGGAGCUGGUGCAGCACCUGGUGACAGCAGUGCCGCUGCCCGACCCCGGGCGGCGAUCUGUGGUGUUUUCUGUGGAGAAGUGCCUGCUCUUCUGCGAGGCGCCGCCGCCCGCCACGCUGCCCGCCGUGCAGUUGUCGUUCCACCCGCUGGUGCGCAGCCUGGACGUGGACAACAUCAUUCUGCUCGUCACGGCCGUGCUGCUCGAGAAGCGCAUCCUCCUCCGCGCCACGCAGUACGAGCUGCUGACGCUGGUGGCGGAGUCGGUGUCGCACCUCAUCUACCCCUUCAAGUGGGCGUACCCCUACACGCCUGUGCUGCCACUCAACAAGCUGGAGCUCGUGCACAUGCCAGGAAGCUUCCUCUUCGGCAUCGUGCCGACGCGGUGGACGGACCACGACCUACCAGGCGGGGUGAGUGAGAGGGUCAGGUCACUCCCCGGGUCACACACCUCUGCCUUGGGGCUCCCCCCUGCAUCCACCCUUGAGCGUUCACAGGUGAUGGUGGUGGACCUGGACGCCAACCGCAUCGCCAUCACCACCAGCGGCUACGACGACGAUGGAGACACCAUUCCCCCGCUGCCCGAGCCCGAGAACACGCAGGUGCGUGCCCUGGGGGGUAAGGGGAGAGGAAGCCUGCAGGUUCGGGAGGCGUUGCUGCAGCUGGUGGCGCCGGACCUGAUGGCGUUGGACCAGGCGCGCACACGCGACUUCAGCUGCGACCUGCACAAGUUCAGACGGCCCUGGGGGCGCCUGCACGACCGCGCGAUCCGAUUAAUCUUCUUUCGCUUCUUCGCCUCCAUCCUCUGCAGCUACAGACAUUUCGUGGACAAGGUGGUGGAGCCGUCGGGCCACGUCAAGUCGACGUUCAACAAGGCCAGCUUCUUCCGCAAGCGAGCUAAGGUCACCGGCAACACCGACGAGCCCCUCGUGAGUGGGUGGCGGGGGGACAGGGGAAGAGGUUCUAUGAGGGCACAUGGCACGCCCAUGGACUUAUUUACAUGCUGGGCUCCCGGCUCACACCCCACCCCACUGCACGCCCGUUCCUCCACGUCCCCCCCCCCGCAUGCACGGCUGCAGAUAUCGCAGCUGCUGCACACGCAGUGCUGGCAGCAGUUCCUGGACGGCAGCAGCAGCGGGGUGGCGUCAUUCUUUGACCGUGCGCUGGUGGAGCUGGAGGCGCUUGACAUCGCCACCGGCCCCGCCAUGGCGUCUGUUGACCUCGCUGAUGAUGACGGCGCGCCCGAGAUUGUCACCGUGCCGCCUCCCACGCCUAAAGAGCGGGCAGGGGUGCGGUACUCGCAUCGCACCGGGUGCUCCCUCAUUGGACCGCAGUGCGGAGGAGAAGCAGUUUUUGAGACGCCCACAAAAUCCCUCUGUGCCGCUCCUAACACGCUCCGUCGCUCCCCACCCCGUUCCAUUCUCCCCACCAUGGCAGAGCGGGCGGGGGGGCGGUACACACACCGGGCGUUCCCAUCGUUGGAGCGCAGUGCGGAGGAGAAGCAGCGGCGCUACGAGUUCCUGCAGCAGGUGCGCCUCGCCGCCGACGCCCAACACAACUCCGAGGCGCGCCGCGUCGUCAGUUCGGAUGUGGAGGAGGCGGUGGUGCUGGAGGAGAGGAGCCGCGGCACCAACAGACUGCGCGAGCAGGAGGUGUGGAGGGGGAAAGCGGUGUGGGGUGCAUACCCCCUCGCUUUCCCCCUUUUUUCGUUCACUGUGCCACUCUCAACUGCCCCUGUUUUCCUGCAUUUCCCCUCCCCCUCGCCCCACCAGGAGCGGGAUGCCAUGGUGGGCGCCAUCAAGGGCAAGUUCUCCGUGAGUGCCCCGCUGCUCCCUCUCUCUCUCCCCCUGGCUCCCACCCCACUGCUCUGCUCUCGGUUGCUUCACUCCCUCGCGCCCCUGCCCACCUGCCCAUGCGCCAUGCCAUGCAUGCCUUGUUGUCCGUCACGCUACUUGCUCGACACAUACUCUUCUGCACAUCCCUGCUGCUGCCUCACUGCCUGUGCCUUCUACAAGCUAUGGGACCAGCUGCUGGCGCUGCCGCCCGACGAGGAGCCGCUGUCGUCACGGGAAUACGGGACGAUUUAUGGUGAGAUGUUGCGUGGGGGCAGCGGGGCAUGUCAAUGCAGAAGCAGCAGGAGCAAGGUCGUCAUGAGCACUACUCACUGCAGCAUUGUCUUCCCCGCACCAUACUGUCACUGGCGCCUUCACUUGCUGCACUCGCACCUCCAUUCGCUUCCUCCCCUCCCCUCUCUCACCGCUUGUCAUGACCUGCCUCUUCCGUUGGACCCCCUUGCUUGUCCUCCUCCUGCCAUGUCCCUGCCUGUGUCACUUUCACCAUUUCUCACUUCAUGCCCCCAUACCCCCCAUGCCCGCAUACUCAUAUGCCCCCAUACCCCCCAUGCCCGCAUACUCAUAUGCCCCCAUACCCCCCAUGCCCGCAUACUCAUAUGCCCCCAUACCCCCCAUGCCCGCAUACUCAUAUGCCCCCAUACCCCCCAUGCCCGCAUACUCAUAUGCCCCCAUACCCCCCAUGCCCGCAUACUCAUAUGCCCCCAUACUGCCCCACAUCCCUCGUUGUGCUCCUCGCCAUCCCAUCCUUCUCCGCCCUUGCCACACUCGCUCAUCCUCACCGCACCAUACCGCACUGCACACCUGUGUGGCAUGGCAGCGAUGAUGGAGGACGAGGAUGGAGUGGGGAGCUCUGGCUUCAUGGAGGUGCUACAGGACAAACUGCAGUCCAAGGCGUGGGGAGGCGAGCUCAAGGCGGACCUCUUUGUGGCUGUGCGCGAGCUGCUAUGCAUCCCUCCCUGCAUGCCCUUCCUCCCCGCUCCCACUUUCAUCUCAUGUCUCCCACUCGCGCACUCUCUGCUUGCAACAGUAGUACUCCCUCCCCUCCCCUUGCAUCCCAACAUAAUCGGCCCACCCCGCUCCCCACCACCCCUCCAGGUGGUGCUGUCGAUAUACCGCGCCGCCAAGCGCAGUGACAUGCAGUUGGUGGUGCUAUCAAUAUCACGGGCCGCCAUGCGCAGUGACAUGCAGUCGGUGCUGGCAGCGUUGGAGCUGGCGGGGGCGGUGCACCAGAGGGACGGUGCGGGCCACAAGGACACCGUGCUCCGACACAUCGGCGCCCUGCCCAUCUGGAAGGACUUCCGGUGCUGCCCCACACCCCUCGCACACGCGUUCAUCUUUUCUGCAGCAUAUUUUGUCAACUGGCAUCCCACGGUGGUCUUGCUGCUGCUUUUCUCGCUCUGUCUCCCAUGUGCUCCGCCCGUGAUGGGGCCUCAUCCAUGCAUGCUCUCAUUCUCCCUCUCUUCUCAGGCCACUCACACUCCUGCCACCACGUUCUGGAAGACGUAUCACGACACGCAGCUGGAAGUCAACCCCGACUUUGAGGGCAAGGUGGCGGAUCUGGUGCAGCAGCUGCUGGGGGGCCUCGCCCAAGUCAUGGCGGAGAUGGGGCUGGUGGACGGGGACGCGUGGGCCAUGCUCGAGGUGCUCUCCAGCCGCCUCAGCCUCAAACGCCAGAUAGUGCUGCGAGGCCAGCUGGCGUUGCUGCAGCGCGCGUGGCAGUACUACCCACUCUCGCCCACCUCGCCUCUCUUCUCCGCCACCUUCGCCCGCCACACCCACGCCACCCCGGGCACCGUUGAGGAGGGCGGCGGUGAGGGCGCGGGCGGCGGCGGGGCGGGCGGCGAGAGCCAGCUGACGACAGCACUGGGGACGGCGGCGGGGCGGUGGAUGAGCACGCUGGGGAACCUGAACCUGGGCAACUUCCAGAAGCAGCAGCAGGACAAACUGCUGCAGGGCGGGGGCGGGUCUCAGCGCAUUGGAGGUGCGUUGGCAGGGGGAAGGGAGGAGGGCAGAGGAGCGGGGGGCGGGAUGGUUUCCAGCAGGAGUUUUUAUUCUUCGGGCUUUCGGGUGAACCCAGAAGCGCUGGCAGGAGUGCUCGCAGUGUUUGACUCGGAGGGUGGCAAGGAGCGGCCGGGGGUGACAGCAUCCAAGUCGCUGCGCCACUCGCACGCGCAGGGGAGGGGCGCCACCGGGGUGCGCGUUCUCCGGGGCCACAAGCAGCCAAUCACAGCGCUCCACGCGGGCACGCGCAGCGAGCUGGGCGACCUGCUGCCGGACGGCGAGGACGGCGCGGGGUACUUUGUGAGCGGCAGCUGCGAUACGAGUGUAAAGCUGUGGGACCCCAGCACGCGGGGGGAUGAGCUGCGCGCCACCAUGCACGGCCACACUGGCCCGGUGCGGUGUGUGGGGUCGGACGCCACGAGGGUGCUGUCAGGCGGCGACGACAAGCGCCUGCUCGUGUUUGACAAGGCCACCGCACGCAUGCUGGCGGACCUGCGCGGCCACCACCAAAGUAUCAUAGCGCUGCGCAUGCUGCCGGGGCUGAACAAGGGCAGUGUGGUGACGGCGGGCAGGGAGGGGCAGGUGAACCUGUGGGACACGCGCACGGACCACAUCGCCAGCACGCUCUUCACGUGCCCCUCGCCCCACAUGAUCCUCUCUCUCGACUACCUCGACCACGCCGGCAUCCUUGUGGCCGCUGGCACCCAGGGCAUCUGCUAUGUGUGGGACGUGCGGGCAGGCAAGGAGCGGUUCCAACUAGAAGGCCACACCAACUGGGUCAGGGCGGUGCGGGUGGCGGGGGAUGUGGUGGUGACGGGCAGUGACGACUGGACGGCGAGGGUGUGGACGCUGAACGACGGCGAGUGUGAGGCGACGGUGGCGUGCCAUGCGGGGCCCGUCACCGCCGUGGACUACGUCACGGCGUCACGUGGCUUCAUCACCGGCUCGGCUGACUGCACCGUGCGCCUCUGGGACCGCGGUGAUGGGGUGCAGCCGCGGUGUGUGAAGACGCUGACCAACCACACGGCGCCCAUAGUGGCGGUGCGGGCCUCGGACCGCUACGUCACCAUGGCAGCGGAGGACGACUCGCUCUCCCUGCUUCACCGCCCCUUCGCUGACCGCUCCUCGCCUUCGCUGAGCCCCUUAGGCGGGCCGGGCAGCAUGAGCAACGGCGCGCGCGGCUACGUGGGCAGCGUGGGGGUGAUGACGGACUGGCAGCUCGCCAGACACCUCAACCGCGCCCCCGACCUCAUACGACAUGCAGCAUGCGAUGUGGACCGCGGACGCAUCUGCACGGGCGCUCGGUCGGGAGUGCUGCGCGUGUGGGAGCCACCCACACCCCUUGCAUGA
Molecule: messenger RNA, 6243 nt
Organism: Closterium sp. Naga37s-1
Lineage: Eukaryota; Viridiplantae; Streptophyta; Zygnematophyceae; Desmidiales; Closteriaceae
Source: the annotation of a GenBank genome assembly